Messenger RNA from Brassica napus (rape), 1698 nucleotides. Its product is annotated as putative transcription factor bHLH056. Gene Ontology annotation, cellular component: nucleus. Lineage: Eukaryota; Viridiplantae; Streptophyta; Magnoliopsida; Brassicales; Brassicaceae. Gene Ontology annotation, molecular function: protein dimerization activity. Bases 811 to 1512 code for a protein of 233 amino acids. The record is from RefSeq and is a predicted model, not a curated record. The transcript is spliced from 6 exons.
GAAAGAGCAAUACCUCUAACACGGCCUUGUUUCUGCCAUUUACGAGGCAUCUGAAAGAUAAACUCCUCCAUUUUCUGGUAGUCUAAAUUGAGCAGACGCCCAAUUAAUCUUCUUUUAUUCCUUUCAGUCUAACUAAACUCAGGAAGAUUUGACAUAACAAAGGGUACAUCAUCAUCAUCUUCAAGCGACAUGGCCAUCAAGGCCUUAUCCAUCGCCGCCGACAUCAGGUCUUCUUCAAACUCUUAUCCAAAACCUCCAAUCGAACCAAGCAGAGACAAUCAAACAUAAUCGAAAGAUUACAGAACUUUUUAACUCUGAAACUGUGCUUCUCUCCUAAAAGUUUCAACACCACCUUUUGGAGCAGAAGGAACUGGAUCACCUUCUUAGGGAAACAAGGUCAGAUCUUAAGAAACCGUAGCUUCAAAACAGAUUCACGAAGCCGGUAACUUCAAAGCUUCACUCAAAAUUUUAUCGCUUUUGUUAUCGCUCUUUUUCCACUCUUUCUCACUAAACGACAAAACUCACCGCUCGCAUCAAGAGCCCAAAUCGUAAUUCGAUAAUAAGAGUCCUUAUUUAGGAUUUAAAAAAUAAAAAAAUAAAAAAAUUCAGCUUUUCCUCCUAAUAUUCGGCUUUUAUAUAAAAUAAUCUCUUUCAUAAAAAUAUCCUUAAGCGGCAAAAUAGCAUUUGUAUACGUAUCAAGUUCCGACAGAACUUUGAGUUAAGCAGCCGUUCUUUCCCGCUCUUAUAAAGCACCUCUUGAACAUCUCUUCCUAUAGUUAGUUCAUCAGUCUUUCUAGUUAGUUCAAUAUCAUGAGUAAUAUGAACAACGACCAAGAAAGCAUUCAGUUUUGGUCCUCACUUCUCCACUCCGUUGCUGAUUCCGACCCUAAGGAUGAUCACUUAUCCGAGAUCAGUAGCCCGAUAAUGGUGAUGUCUACAUCGAUGGCUAUAGAUGUUUCACCUAAACCUUUUAAUGCUCCUAGAGAUGGACAUAAGGCUGGACCGCAAAAAGCUAUAGCCGAAACUGGAGAUAUAAGCAUUGAUGAGGGUGGUCAGAGAUCUGCUGAAAAGCAUAUUGAGGUGAUAAAGAAAGAAGGUGAAAAAGAAGAAAUAAAGAAUUUUGGUAAGAAUAAGAGACCACGUACUAAUGAAGCUCGUAAUACUGCUGAGAAGAGGAGACGCACCGAUAUAAAAACUAAAAUUGAAAAUCUGAAGCAGUUGACACCUAAUUGCAAAAAGAGAGACAUAGCAUCGACACUUGAUUGUAUCAUAGAUAAUAUACGCUGGAUGAAGCAUUAUGUAGAAAGUCAGAGCAUGGGUCCCAUGUUACCACUUGGAAUGAAAAUGGAUUUUCCGGCACCAUGGUUCCCUUCUAUUCCUCCCAACUUUAUCAUGCCGCCGUUCAGUGGUUUUACCCCAGGAGAAACUAGCUGUGCCUAUGGCAAUCAAAAUAUUGAACCUUCUACCACCAAGGGAUUCAACAAUCAACCACACUCGUCAAGAUCUAUGUGAGCUAGUGGUGUUUUCAUAUUUCAGACGUCUGGUUCCUCAAGUUCGUUUAUACUAUGUGUAUGUUUAUUGUUUAGUAGUUUAAAGUUGUUCUACCAAGAUUACAAGACUGUGGCGUGCUCUUUUUUCGUUCGUCACAGCGUAUUUAUGUUGUAACUUUGUGUUAUAUUUCAAUGUAAACAUAUGCAA